This is a messenger RNA of Neurospora tetraspora, 2252 nucleotides long. RefSeq names its product cysteine desulfurase mitochondrial precursor. Gene Ontology annotation, cellular component: nucleus; mitochondrion; cytosol. The record is from RefSeq and is a predicted model, not a curated record. Gene Ontology annotation, molecular function: cysteine desulfurase activity; pyridoxal phosphate binding. Gene Ontology annotation, biological process: [2Fe-2S] cluster assembly. NCBI's taxonomy places the organism in Eukaryota, Fungi, Ascomycota, Sordariomycetes, Sordariales, Sordariaceae. The transcript has 3 exons. Bases 376 to 1893 code for a protein of 505 amino acids.
UGCCCGUUCUCCAACAUUUUGGAGCAGCGUCAUUUUCGCUGUACGCGCUUGUCCGAGAUAGGAACAGAUGGGGCCCAUCUGAUAGAGAGAUGACCAAUCAAAGAUGCCAACUCCUUUGACCUCAUUGGCACAUUCCUUAUCACCGACCCCUCCGAGGCCAAGUCCGCGUGCGGAUGCCGUUUGUUUCGAUUUGUUCUUUUCUGUAUGGCGGAAAUUCCGGCCGACUGCCGAAGAGGUAGGAAGCUCUGAAUUUCCGUGUCUUGAGCCGCCCCGCCCGCCGCCUCCAUCUUUUUGUGGUUUUGUCACAAAACCAACUUUUUCCCCCUCAUCCGCCCCCAUCUUCACCAUCAUCUCCUCUUCUUCUCUUUUUUUACCAUGUCCAACAUUGCGCCGUCCGUCUUGCGACAGGCAUCGCGCUUGGCCGCGGCCGCUCCUCUCCGCAGCGCACGUGUGCUGUCGCGGGCGACCACUGCGGCUGCUGUCAAGACUGCUUCUGCUUCCAGAAGCUAUGUGACCGAGACCAAGAGAAACAACGCCGACGUGCAGGCCGAGCAUGCUAUCAAGCUGGAUCACAGGGAGAUGGAGAAGCAGGGCCUCGCCAUCAGCGCGCAGAAUGGCUCGAGCCAACACGUCAGCCCCAUGGCUGAUGUCCUCAGCAAUGCUACCGUGAUGGACGAGGGCCAGCGCCCCAUCUACCUGGACAUGCAGGCCACAACCCCCAUUGACCCCAGAGUGCUCGAUGCCAUGAUGCCCUACUUCACCAACGUCUACGGCAACCCCCACUCGAGGACACAUGCCUACGGCUGGGAGACAGACAAGGCCGUCGAGGAGGCGAGGAAACACAUUGCUGAUCUGAUUGGCGCUGACCCCAAGGAAAUCAUCUUCACCAGCGGUGCCACCGAAAGCAACAACAUGAGCAUCAAGGGCGUCGCCCGGUUCUUUGGUCGGUCCGGCAAGAAGAAGCACAUCAUCACCAGCCAGACAGAACACAAGUGUGUCCUCGACAGCUGCAGGCAUCUUCAGGACGAGGGCUUCGAAGUGACCUAUCUCCCAGUGAAGAGCAGCGGCCUGAUCGACAUGGCGGAGCUGGAGGCUGCCAUCCGACCCGACACCGCCAUCGUCAGUAUCAUGGCUGUCAACAACGAGAUUGGCGUCAUCCAGCCCCUCGAGGAAAUCGGCCAGCUUUGCCGGUCCAAGAAGAUCUUCUUCCACACCGACGCUGCCCAGGCUGUUGGCAAGAUCCCCAUUGACGUUAACGCCAUGAACAUUGACUUGAUGUCCAUCUCCUCCCACAAGAUCUACGGCCCCAUGGGCAUUGGUGCAGCUUACAUCCGUCGUCGGCCAAGAGUCAGACUGGAACCCAUCAUCAGCGGUGGUGGUCAGGAGAGAGGUCUUCGCAGCGGCACGCUGGCUCCUCCGCUCGUUGUCGGCUUCGGAGAGGCGUGCCGCAUCGCCAAGGAAGAGAUGCCGUACGACUCCAAGCGUAUCAAGUACCUCUCCGACCGUCUUCUCAACGGUCUGCUCUCCAUGGAGCACACCAGCCAGAACGGUGACUCCAACCACUUCUACCCCGGCUGCGUGAACGUUUCUUUCGCUUACGUCGAGGGUGAGUCUCUCCUGAUGGCCCUCAAGGACAUUGCUCUUUCGUCGGGCAGUGCUUGCACUUCGGCUUCUCUGGAGCCUAGUUACGUUCUCCGUGCUUUGGGCAACAGUGAUGAGAGCGCCCACUCCAGUAUCCGUUUCGGUAUCGGCCGGUUCACUACCGAGCAAGAGAUCGACUACGUUCUUAAGGCCGUGACGGAGCGUGUGGGCUUCCUCCGUGAGCUUUCUCCUCUGUGGGAGCUCGUCCAGGAGGGUAUCGACCUGAACACGAUCCAGUGGAGCCAGCACUAAGAGGUGACGUGGUGUGGUUGAUGAGCGGUAUUUUAUCACGUUUUAUAAAAUGGGCGGAGUUUCCAUUGCUUUUUAUUUCUCCCGCUGCGCUGCCUUUCCGAAGACUAUAGGCGGCCCGGGUUAUUUAUACAGUCAACCUUAUGAAUUGGUGAGGCUCCCGUAAGGACGGAAGCAAGGGGCAAAACAUGACCCAUUGUAUACUAUCAUGUAUGUAAGCGAUAUUUGCGGAUGACUUUUGUUUUUUGAUGAGCAAGAGAAUGAUACCAUACGGCUGGAAGGCGGCGCUUGGAGGUGUCAGUCAAGAGAACAAUUCACCACAUAAUGGAUAUACAUAAUUCCCAGCAUUAUGGCUGAUGAAC